UUCUUCCAUAACAAUGUAAUUUUCAAAAUAAAUGCGCCAUAAUGGAUAUAAAUAGCCAGUUUGAAAAAAAAAGUCGCAAUGAUUUAGGAUUCGACUUUCUGUAUGCCAUGAUAAAACGUGUUUUACAAUAAAUUAAAAGUUUUUUCUGGCCAUUGAAGUCUGGCCAUUACAACAAUGCUAUUUUCAACAUAAAUGCGCCAUUCUGGAUCCAGUUGUUCUGACACCAUCUUUGUUUGGAGAGGAGGCAGACAGCUGGAUGAGCCAGAGGUUCUCACAGACAAGCUGGCGCCAGGCUUUCACACAAUCACAGGAUAUGUAAAGACCUCAAUAACGAGCCAUUAGGCCUAAUGAUUGAGAAUCCAUCAGGCGUUAACUCUUCCAUGCAUAUGUUAAUGAAGUCCUGGGACGGGCUAUAUAUUGGGAGCCGCUUCUGGAGGCCUGACCAACAGACUUGGAUUGUACUCGGGUAAAUGCACGACUUCCCCCGCAAUCAUGGUGAAGAACUUUUCUGUGGAAUGGCUCGCCCAAAGCGUUCACGAUUGUACACCUAAAGACCUCCUGGAGCCAAAGAAGGAGCCAUGCAGGCCUCAUGUACCUUGUUUGGUUCAACCGAGGCCUCCAACUUCCUACGACAAGGUUUACUUGCAGCCUAAACCAAAGAUCUCCAAAGUUGAGCAGAAACUAGAGGCCACCAGCGUGCCAAAGGAGAAAGAAGUGACCAUCUCAGCUACACCCAGAAACUGUUCAUCUCCAAGCUUUUCAGAGAACAGCGGGUACUCUUCAGGUUAUGAGAGCGAAGCGGCCGCGUCUGAAUGCGCAUCUGUUGAAGAUGGACCUGAGAUGGAACAGGAAGGUGUCCUGCGCAGAAUCAGAACCAAAUUCACACCUGAACAGAUCGACAAGCUGGAAAAAAUCUUUCAUAAGCAUAAAUACCUGGACGUAGGAGAACGAGUCAAAAUCGCCCUAAAGCUCAAUCUCUCUGAAACACAGGUCAGAACUUGGUUCCAGAACCGUCGCAUGAAGCUGAAACGCGAAAUGCAGGAGAUGCGCGCCGAUUAUCUUGUUCCAGCUCUGCAUCCUGUGCUUUUACCGCCCAUCCACCCGGUUCAGUACCACUGCUUCGACAGACAGCGACUUCCGUUUCCUCCUCAAGGGCUCAAUGGACCACUGAUGCAUCAGAUGCCACCUCAACAGAUGCCCAGCGCUCAGCACAUGAUGCCACAUCAGCAGAUGCCCAGCGCUCAACACAUGAUGCCACAUCAACAGAUGCCCAGCGCUCAACACAUGAUGCCACAUCAACAGAUGCCCAGCGCUCAGCACAUGAUGCCACAUCAACAGAUGCCCAGCGCUCAGCACAUGAUGCCACAUCAACAGAUGCCCAGCGCUCAACACAUGAUGCCACAUCAACAGAUGCCCAGCGCUCAGCACAUGAUGCCACAUCAACAGAUGCCCAGCGCUCAACACAUGAUGCCACAUCAAGUUCCUCAACAUCACAUCAUGAUGCCCACGCAACAUUACUACUGAAGACUCACCCAAAGACUCCUUCCAUUAUAACA
Myxocyprinus asiaticus (Chinese sucker) is the source of this 1556-nucleotide messenger RNA. Its product is annotated as homeobox protein vent1-like. The transcript is spliced from 3 exons. Gene Ontology annotation, biological process: regulation of DNA-templated transcription. Gene Ontology annotation, molecular function: DNA-binding transcription factor activity, RNA polymerase II-specific; DNA binding. The record is from RefSeq and is a predicted model, not a curated record. The coding region runs from base 493 to 1524 and encodes 343 amino acids. Lineage: Eukaryota; Metazoa; Chordata; Actinopteri; Cypriniformes; Catostomidae.